AUGGAGACGGCUGCUUUACUUCGCUCUCCGCAGGGCGGUGUGCCUGGGUGCAGCCGAGCGGUGCCGCACAGGCUGUGCGGCAGCCUCCUCCUCGGUGUGCUGUUGGCAUUCUUAUCCUGCGUAAGCAUCGACAAGGGGCUUCUUCGCUCGGAGAAGGGCUGCGCUGCAGGUCUCGUCCGCGGCGUUUUCGCCUCUUCUGGCCCGGAGGAAACACCUGGCGACGAAAAGCAGCCUACUGGCUUGAAGAGACUCGACUACACGCCGCCUGACUUCUUCGUCGAACACGCCUACGUGGAAGUGGAUUUGAACGACGAUGACACCACGGUGACUUCGCUGCUCACGCUGCAUCGCCGCGCGGGCGCGGAGCUUCGCGACUUGGUUCUCGAUGGCGAUUCGAACUUGGUCGUCGGAAGCGUUGCGCUGGGGGCGACCGUCCCGACGGACGCGGCCUCUGAAGGCGUUUCAGAAGGCGACGCGCGCGUGCAGUACUCCCGCACAGAAGACAACGGCCUGGUCAUUCCCGCGGGCCUGCUGCCUGAGACUGCGAGCGAGCGCUUCGUUCUCAAGACAGUCGUCUCAGUCAACCCGAAAGCGAACUUGGCGCUCUCGGGGCUCUACAAGUCCGGAGACAUCUUCGUCACGCAGAACGAGCCUGCAGGCUUUCGCAGAAUCACCUUCUUUCUCGACAGGCCUGACGUCCUCGCCACGUACAGGGUUCGCAUUCUGGCGGCGCGCAGCCUGCCUGUCCUCUUGAGCAACGGAGACAAAGUGCUGGAAGGGUCGGCGCCGGGGAACAGACACUUCGCCGAGUUCGUCGAUCGCUUCCCCAAGCCGUCCUACCUCUUCGCAAUCGUGGCGGGCGAGCUCGCUUCAAUCAGCGAAGACUUUGUGACGCAGUCUGGCAGGCUUGUGAAGGUAUCGAUCUACGCAACGCCUGAGAAGAAGAGGAAUUUGGGUUGGGCGCUUCGCGCGCUUCUGAAGGCGAUGAGGUGGGACGAGGAGCGAUUCGGCCGCGAGUACGAGUACAGCGAGUUCAGGGUGGUCUGCGUGGACUCGUUCAACGCGGGCGCGAUGGAAAACACGAGUCUGAACAUCUUCGUGUGCAAGCUCCUCCUCGCGGACGAAGCGACUUCUACGGAUGCAGACCACAAACAUGUGCUCAAUGUCAUCGCCCACGAGUACUUCCACAACUGGACUGGCAACCGCGUCACGUGCCGGGAUUGGUUCCAACUGACGCUGAAGGAGGGCUUGACGGUAUUCCGCGACCAGCAGUUCACUGCGGAGGCGACGUCGCGUCCGGUGCAGAGAAUCGAAGACGUUCAGACGAUCCUCUCCGCUCAGUUCGGCGAAGACAGCGGCCCGCUGGCACACCCCAUCCGCCCGGACUCGUACCAGUCCGUCGACAACCUCUACACGACGACUGUCUAUGAGAAGGGCGCAGAGGUCGUUCGCAUGUAUCAAACGAUUCUCGGCGAGCAAGGCUUCCGCAGGGGCAUGGAUCUGUAUUUCCAGCGACACGAUGGACAGGCAGUCACCUGCGACGACUUCCGCGCGGCGAUGGCGGACGCGAACGGGCGCGACUUCUCGCAGUUCGGCCGUUGGUACUCCCAGGCGGGAACGCCGGAGGUGACGGUGGUGAGCUCGAGCUACGACGCCGACGACCGCGAGCUCGUGAUCACACUCAGCCAGCGGACCCCGCCCACGCCUGGUCAACUGACGAAGCGCCCGCUCCACAUUCCUGUCGCGGUUGGCUGCAUCGGCAAGCAAAGCAAGCUCGACGUCCUCACUCCGGACGCGACGCAGGUUUUGGAGUUGACGGAGGAACUUCAGACGUUCAUUCUCGCAGACGUCGAGGAGGACUGCGUUCUGUCAGUGCUGCGGGAUUUUUCGGCGCCUGUCAAGCUCGUUUUCCCCAGCCAGACGCGCGACGACCUCACGUUCCUGAUGGCUCACGACUCCGAUGCGGUGAACAAAUGGCGGGCGGCGCAGGCGCUGUCGCUGGACGUCCUGCGCGCGCGGAUCGCGCAGUUUGAAACGCGCGUCGCGAACGGGGCUGCCCAGCGCGACUGGGCGAUUCGCAACGACUUCUUUGACACGCUGCCAGACAGCUACGUGAGCGCGAUGAAGACUAUCGUGACCGCCCCCGAGCUCGAAAUGGGUCACGACAUCAAGGCGCUGACGCUGGAUCUGCCCGACGCAGGCGAACUCGAGCUCGAGGUGGAGGUGAUCAACCCCGAGGCGAUCGACGCGGCGCGCGUGUCAGUCCGCAGAGACAUUGGUCGGGUGCUGAAAGCGGAACUCCGCAGGCUCUACCGCGCGCUCACGCUGCCACCAGGCACACCCGAGUCUGCGGCGGACACCUCCGACUGGGGGCGCCGCCGACUCCGAAACGUCGUGCUGGCCUUCCUCGCUGGCGAGCGGGACGGCGCAGCUGCGCAGCUCGCCCUGAGGCACUUUGACGCCGCCUCGGUGAUGACCGACAAAGUCGCCGCCCUCCGCGUCCUCACACAUAUCCCUGGCGAAGAGAAGGAACGCGCUUUCGCUCAGUUCCACAGAGACGCAGCGGGCAACAAACUCCUUCACGACAAGUGGCUGGCUCUGCAGGCGCUGUCGAGCGCGACCGACACGCCGGCGCGCGUCGCGUACCUAGCGCACCACGCGGACUUUGAUCGCUUCCGGCCGAGCGCCGUGUACGCGCUCUUUCGCGUGUUUUCCAGCGCGAGCUGCGCCUUUCACCAAACGGACGGCGCGGGAUACGCAGUGCUCGCGGAGUUCAUCGAAGAGAUCGACCCGCACAACCCCACCGUCGCCGCGAACCUCGCAGAGGCCUUUUCCAACUGGCGGCGCUACGAGGCGACGCGCCGAGACGCCAUGAGGGCGACCCUCGAGUCCCUUCGCGCGAUCCCAAACAUUUCGCCCGCGCUGGAGGAAGUCGUCGAGAAGGCGCUCGCUCCAGCGCCCGAGGAUCGCGAGUGA
Messenger RNA from Besnoitia besnoiti, 2976 nucleotides. Its product is annotated as putative aminopeptidase n. Gene Ontology annotation, cellular component: cytoplasm. Bases 1 to 2976 code for a protein of 991 amino acids. The transcript is spliced from 12 exons. The record is from RefSeq and is a predicted model, not a curated record. Gene Ontology annotation, biological process: proteolysis. Gene Ontology annotation, molecular function: zinc ion binding; aminopeptidase activity; metallopeptidase activity. NCBI's taxonomy places the organism in Eukaryota, Apicomplexa, Conoidasida, Eucoccidiorida, Sarcocystidae.